AUGCACAGAUACCGUAUUCUCCAGAAUGCAAAUUGUCGUGAGAUAAAGUUUACACCAUCCUACAGUAACCUCUUCAACUUGUACUACCGUAUCUUCCUUAUUCUACCUGUCUCAAUUCUACUCCGAUCAACUGACAUCAUUGAAAGAACGGGUCGUUCACCAUCACCAUCACCACCACCACGGUCGCCGCUAUCGAUGGCUACAGUAUCCACGUCCACCUCAUCCACAGCCAAUCUGAUAUUCCCUCCAAUCCCGGCACCCGACCCGUUCUCUCAAUAUCAGAGAUCUCCGACACCGUCGGCUCUUCUCGUAUUCCUUGCGGCCACGCCCACAUCUGAAGAUGAUGCUCCGGGAGGAGCAAUAAGUCCCCGUCGGAAAUGGUCGAGUCAAAAAGAGGAUCGCGGGACGAGAAGUGCUCCGUGUAGUGCUCGUCGCGUCGAGAAAUCGAUCUCUUUAGACGGAGACCAAGCGAUCGAUCGAUUCUUUUUAAGUCAUCGAACGAGUCUGUCGACUAUCGAACAGGAACCAGAGUGUUGCUCAGGCUCUGCAGUGGAGCAAGACCAUCCAUCACCACUUCCGUCGAAAGGAUUGAUUCGAAAGUUUCGGAAACGAAUUCUGAGUAUUGAUAAGGCGUAUUCGGCGCCCGCGUGCUCAUCGUCGUGUAAUGGAUCAUGCUCAAACAAUUCGGGUUCAUCAUCAUCAUCAAGUGCAAAUACUGGUUCACAUAAUGCUCAUAGUCUUGUUCAGGCAUCGAACUCGUACUCGCCACGUGCUCGUCCGCUAUUCGUCGACACACAAAUGGCGAAUCAUCUACAGGAUUCAAAUAUGAAACGACGUAGUCCAGUGUCACAGGUCGUCGAUUUUGUCAGAGGACGGAAUCGCACUUAUUCGCUCCAACUCUCGUCGAGCCCCCUGUGCUCUCCGCAAUCAGUGGCCGCCCGUGCGAGUGCCUCAUGUGAUUCCCAACAGUCGGGACUUCCGAGUCCGGGACGUCGUCAAACGAUGAGUGGGCGUGUCCAUCGUGCAUCGUUCACUGCCGGCGGAACACUCAAAUCAUUCGAUUCGGGUCUCGAUUUGUCAUCGCCGACUAUCAAUCAUACGGCACUUCUCAUCAAGGAGGUUAGUUUAGAGUUUUUCGUUGAAUUUCAGCCAAGAAAUACGUGUAAAAAUCAAAGACCGGAUAUCAGAGAGUACUCGUCAAGAGAGUUAAGAAGCGGAAGAGCUUAA
Caenorhabditis remanei is the source of this 1227-nucleotide messenger RNA. RefSeq lists its product as uncharacterized. The record is from RefSeq and is a predicted model, not a curated record. The transcript has 5 exons. NCBI's taxonomy places the organism in Eukaryota, Metazoa, Nematoda, Chromadorea, Rhabditida, Rhabditidae. The coding region runs from base 1 to 1227 and encodes 408 amino acids.